This is a messenger RNA of Blepharisma stoltei, 765 nucleotides long. Lineage: Eukaryota; Ciliophora; Heterotrichea; Heterotrichida; Blepharismidae. The record is from the annotation of a GenBank genome assembly.
AUGGGUGAACAUCUAGGGUCACUUAAUGCUUUUUUAGCUGUCCCUGUUUAUGAUUCUCAAGUAUCUUACGGAUUUAAACCUCUUAAAUCAACCCGGAAUACUCCUAGUGAUCUCAAAAUUAAUUCAAAAUUAUCCACAAGAGCAUCAUCUCGCAGGAGAAAUAAUAGUUUACGCGAUCAAAUAGAUUUAUCAUCAAGAGACUAUGAAGAUUUUCCAAACGGCUACUCAUAUCGUACCUAUCCAAAAGACAUUCAAUCAAUUAUCAAUUCAAAUUCAUGUCAAAAAUUUCCUAAAAAGCCAAAAUAUAAACGGCCACAUUCCGAAAUCCCUGAUUAUUCCUAUAUUGAAAGCCGAGUCCAGUCCUUCAGAAAUACUGAAGAAUACGAAGUUCCGCUACCAAUGGACAUUCCUCUUCGAGAUCGUGUCAAGAAUGAGCUUCUAAUGAGAAAUUAUCAUCAUAUCAUAAGAGCAAUGAGAAAAACCCAAAAAGAAGAUGAAGAAAAUAAAAUAAAAGAGUCUAUUGUCAAUAAUUCAGUUUUUGAUAGGCUUUCUCAUAACUAUAGACACCCGACAAAUAUUAUAUCGCCACCUCGUAUUAGAUUUAAAAAAGAUUCAGACGAAAUCACAGGGGUUUUAUACAAAAAAAGAGUCGCUUUAUGCAAAAAUCUCGCCAUUUCAGUGGAUAAAUGGAAAAAGAAGCGAUUUUUAAUCACCCCAGAACCGAACGUAAAAACGAGAAUCUCGAAAAUUUUAAAAGUAUGGUAA